This is a messenger RNA of Melospiza melodia melodia, 3938 nucleotides long. RefSeq names its product fibromodulin (gene FMOD). The record is from RefSeq and is a predicted model, not a curated record. Gene Ontology annotation, molecular function: protein binding. Lineage: Eukaryota; Metazoa; Chordata; Aves; Passeriformes; Passerellidae. The coding region runs from base 185 to 1333 and encodes 382 amino acids. The transcript is spliced from 3 exons.
AAUAAAAAUAAAUCCCGGAAUCCCCGCCGAGCCCCGGCCGUGCCAGCGCAAGAUUCGGGAUCCGGGGCGGGCACGGGCGCUGCGGCUCGGGAGCCUCCCCCCCCGCCGAUGCUGCCGGUGCCACGGCACAGCCCGCAGCAGCCUUUGCACAGGAGGAGAGCGGCAGCGCGGUCCCUCCAUCGCCAUGCCUCGGCCCACCGCCCUCAUCCUCAUCCUGGCCGGGCUCUGCGCGUCCUCGCUGGGCCAGUACAACGAGGAGGAGGACCUGGCGUGGCUCCAGUACUACCUGCGGCAGUCCCGCGCCUCCUCCUACAACUACGUGCCCUACUACGAGGAGGAGAGCCCCGCGUACGCCUACUCCUACCCCAGCGCCACCGACACGGAGCCGGAGCCCGAGCCCGAGCCGCAGCAGGCGGCGCCCUGGCGGUGUCCCCAAGAGUGUGACUGUCCCCCCAACUUCUCGUCGGCCAUGUACUGCGACACGCGCAACCUGCGCUACCUGCCCUUCGUGCCGUCGCGGAUGAAGUACGUCUACUUCCAGAACAACCUGGUCACCUCCAUCCAGGAGGGCGCCUUCGACAACGCCACCGAGCUGGAGUGGCUGGCGCUGCACAACAACCAGAUCAGCAGCGACAAGAUGGGCAAGAAGGUUUUCGGGAAGCUGCAGAGGUUGGAGAGGCUCUACAUGAACAACAACAACCUGACCCGGCUGCCCAGCCCGCUGCCGCGCUCGCUGCGCGAGCUCCACCUCUCCUACAACCAGAUCUCCAAGGUGCCUCCCAACGCUCUGGAGGGGCUGGAGAACCUCACGGCGCUCUACCUCAGCCACAACUUCAUCUUCGAGAUGGGCGCGUCCCUCAAGGGGCUCAAGUCGCUGAUCCUGGCCGACCUGAGCUACAACAACCUCAGGAAGGUGCCCGACGGGCUGCCGGCCUCGCUGGAGCAGCUCUACAUGGAGUACAACUACAUCAACGCCAUCCCCGACGAGUACUUCCAGGUGUCCCCCAGGCUGCUCUACGUGAGGAUGUCCCACAACAGCCUGACCAACCAAGGGCUCUCCAGCAACACCUUCAACAGCAGCAGCAUCCUGGAGCUGGACCUCUCCUACAACCGGCUGCAGAAGAUCCCGCGGGUCAACACCAACCUGGAGAACCUCUACCUGCAGGGGAACCAGAUCGAUGAGUUCUCCAUCAGCAGCUUCUGCUCCGUGGUGGACGUGGUGAACUACUCGCGGCUGCAGGUGCUGCGGCUGGACGGCAACGCCAUCAAACGCAACGCGGUGCCCCCGGACGCGCCGCUGUGCCUGCGCCGCGCCACCGUCAUCGAGAUCUGAGCCCCCCCAGGACUGGUGUCCCCCACAUGGGGAUCCCCUCGUUCCCGCUUCCCCGCCCGACUCGCAGCGCCGUCGCUGGUUUUUCCGGAAUCGUCCCUUUUUGCACUCGGAUCCCGGCUCUGAUCCCGCCACAGGCGUCCCAUGAAGGGGACAUGGGCGGCUCCUGUCCCAGGGUGGGGUGGGACAUGGCAGGGGUGGGGAUCAUCCUGCUUUGGACAGGGGGAAAUCCCAAACUCGAUCCCAAAUUCGGGUCUGAACCCCCCUGGGAGGAGUUUCCUUCCAUGGGGAUCAGAUCCUUUUUCUGGGGGGAAAUCCCAAUCCCAAAUCCAGGUCUGAACUCCCUAAAAGGAGCAUCCUUCCAUGGGGAUCAGACCCUUGUUCCAUGGGGAAAUCCCAAACUCGAUCCCAAAUUUGGGUCUGAAUUCCCUGGGAGGAGUUUCCUUCCAUGGGGAUCAGACCCUUUUCCCAUGGGGAAAUCUUUCCAUGGGGAUCAGACCCAGAAGGAACAUCCUUCCAGGAGGAUCAGACCAUUUUUCCAUGGGCAAAUCUCAAUCCCGACCCCAAAUUCGGGUCUGAAUUCCCUGGGAGGAGCUUCCUUCCAGGAGGUUCAGACCCUUUUUCUGGGGAGAAAUCCCAAUUCCCAAAUCCAGGUCUGAACUCCCUAAAAGGAGCUUCCUUACAGGGGGUUCAGACCCUUUUUCCAUAGGGAAACCCCAAUCCCAAUCCCAAAUCCAGGUCUGAUUUGGGAGGAGCAUCCUUCCCGGAGGAUCAGACCCUUGGUUCCAUGGGGAGAUCCUGUGGGGGAAUCCCAUGGGGACCAGAUCCUUUUUCCAUGGGGAAAUCCCAAUCCCAAAUUCGGGUCUGAACCCCCUGGGAGGAGCAUCCUUCCAUGGGGAUCAGACCGUUUUCUAAUGGGGAAAUCCCAAUCCCAAAUCUGGAUCUGAACCCACUGAAAGGAGCAUCCUUCCAUGGGGAUCAGACCCUUCUUGCAUGAGAAAAUCCCAUGCGGAAAUCCCAGGGGAAUCAGACCCUUUUUCCAUGGGGAAAUCCCAAUCCCAAAUCCAGGUCUGAACCCCCUGGAAGGAACAUCUUUCCAUGGGGAUCAGACACUUUUUCCAUGGGGAAAUCCUUCCAGGGGAAUCAGACCCUUUUUCCACAGGGAAAUCCCAAUCCCAACCCCAAAUCUGAAUCUGAACCCCCCUAAAAGGAGCAUCCUUCCAUGGGGAUCAAACCCUUGUUCCAUGAGGAAAUCCCAUGGGGAAAUCCCGUGGGGAUCAGACCCUUUUUUCCAUGGGGAAAUCCCAAAUCCAGGUCUGAACCCCCUGGGAGGAACAUCCUUCCAUGGGGAUCAAACCCUUUUUGCAGGGGGGAAUCCCAUGAGGAUCAGACCCUUUUUCUGUGGGGAAAUCCCAAUCCCAAAUCCGGGUCUGAAACCCCUGGGAGGAGCAUCCUUCCAUGGGGAUCAGACCCUUUUUGCAGGGGGAAAUCCCAAAAAAAAAUCCCAACCCCAAAUCUGGAUCUGAACCCCCUGGGUGGAGCUUCCUUACAGAGGGAUCAAACCCUUUUUCCAUGAGGAAAUCCCAUGGGGAAAUCCCAUGGGGAUCAGAUCCUUUUUCCAUGUGGAAAUCCCGUGGGGAUCAAACCCUUUUUCCAUGGGGAAAUCCCAAUCCCAAAUCCGGGUCUGAACCCCCUGAAAGGAGCAUCCUUCCAUGGGGAUCAAACCCUUUUUCCAUGUGGAAAUCCCAUGGGGAUCAGACCCUUUUUCCAUGUGGAAAUCCCAUGGGGAUCAAACCCUUUUUCCAUGAGGAAAUCCCAUGGGGAUCAAACCCUUUUUCCAUGGGGAAAUCCCAUGGGGAUCAGACCCUUUUUCCAUGUGGAAAUCCCAUGGGGAUCAGAUCCUUUUUCCAUGUAGAAAUCCCAUGGGGAUCAAACCCUUUUUCCAUGGGGAAAUCCCAAUCCCAAAUCCAGGUCUGAACCCCCUGAAAGGAUCAUCCUUCCAUGGGGAUCAAACCCUUUUCCCAUGGGGAAAUCCCCAUCCCAAAUCCGGGUCUGAGCCCCCUGGGAUGAGCACCCAAGGGCUUGGGAUCUGCAGGAGUGAAGGGUUAAAGCUCUCCAGGCUGGAGGAGCAAAUCCAUCCCUUCCCUUCCCUUUUCCCCCCUUUUCCAUCGACCUGCUCCAGAAGUAACGGGGAGAAACCCUAAAAGAGAGAAACCCACCUUGGGAUCCGAGGGAAACCCCUGAGGAACAGAGGGAUCCCAAAUCUUCCUCCCAAACCCCUGGAUCAGGGCAGGGGUGGGGAAAAAUCCUGGAGUUGUCACCCCCCUGAGCUCAGACACCCCAAUGAAAACCCCCAAAACCAAUCACGGAGCCACGUUGGAAUUCCCUAAAAAUCCCAAAUCCCCCAAAAUCCCCCAACUCGGCCCCUCAAGCGGCUGAGUUUGAGGAUUGAAGGGGCAGCCGAGCUUUUGGGGGCUCACCCCGACCCUCCGCGUCGUUCCUGCAUGCGAAGAUCAUUUUAAAAAAAGAAAAACCCCAAAAAAAUCCCGUAAUUUCACCAGCAUGAACUGUAAACCCCAAAGCCGUCAAUAAAACCUUUGCAGUGCCU